CUGAGAUCAUGCUUUGUUGCGUAUAAAUACUAUGAAUGCGCGUCCAGCAAAUUGCUGACUCGUCGACCACAACUUACAAACAUAGAUAUUUCGAUGACAUCAUUUUCCAUCAGCGCUUGAACUGAUCCCUGCAUGAUGGUUAUACCUCAGACUCUUCUAGAGCAACUCAAGAAAGUUAAUCCCGCUGCUGAGUUCUCUGGAUCACUCCCAAGGAUUCGAUCAUCUCUGGGCGACACGUAUUUUGCCAAAGUUGGGCGUCCGAGCGAAGCUGAACAGUAUAAAGGAGAGGUCGAGUCACUUAAAGCCAUUAAUACCGCUGCGCCCGGUCUCGCACCCAAGAUCAUCGCGUCUGGGGUUGACAAUGGUCACCCAUAUUUUAUCUCAGAUUAUAAGGACCUUCGGGGCUUAUCGGACAACGCUGGAGCGGAGCUUGGAAAGCGUUUGGCUACCGAAUUACACCAGUACAGUUCUGACCGCGGAUUUGGAUUUCACGUGCCGACGUUUUGUGGGGCAACCCGCAUGAAAAACGGGUGGUUUGACACUUGGGAGGAAUGCUACAGUGAAAUGAUAGGAGACUUGCUUAGCCAACUCAAGGGGAAGGGCGCGAGGUACAACAAGCUCUGUCGGAAGGGAGAGGAGAUAAAGGCGAGGGUCAUUCCAAGGCUUCUAGGUCCAUUGAAGAUUAAGCCAGCAUUAUUGCACGGGGAUCUGUGGAGCGGAAACACGGGACUCGAGAGAUUAACCGGACGACCGAUAAUAUUUGACCCAUCGUCAUUCUAUGGGCAUAACGAGGCGGACCUCGCUAUCGCGAGAAUAUUCGGCGGAAUUCCUCAGUCAUUUUUUGCAGUAUAUCACCAACAUUUCCCAAAAACCGAGCCUAUCGAACAAUACGAACUGCGAGGUGAUUUGUAUGAACUCUUCCAUUAUUUGAAUCAUACCAUCUUGUUCGGAGUAAGUGCACUCACCAAAGUAUUGGAUUAACGUUGAAUGGGACUCAUAGGGAGGCUACGCGUCAAGUGCAGAAGGAAAAAUGGACAAACUGCUAAGAGAGCAGUAAAAUUCUUGUGAAGCUUUUAUAUAACAGAUAUAAACAAUGCGAGCCAUUCAAGCUCAACACCUGUAAACAUUAGCUGAAUAACAUCUUGAUCUACAACCACAGGGACAACCUUUACCUACCUAGUUCUGCCUAGGCAUUUUACGGCGUGUCCACCCCAAACCGUACGACUUGCUAUCAGAAGGUUAUCCAGCUGCUUGAAGGGCACGAUUCGAGCUCUGAAGUUCGAUUUCGCUUUUUUGGCGUCUGAAAUUGGGACAUGAGUCAAGGUAUC
Molecule: messenger RNA, 1328 nt
Organism: Guyanagaster necrorhizus
Lineage: Eukaryota; Fungi; Basidiomycota; Agaricomycetes; Agaricales; Physalacriaceae
Product: fructosamine kinase PKL/CAK/FruK
Exons: 5
Coding region: 133-981 (282 amino acids)
Source: RefSeq, a predicted model, not a curated record